Molecule: messenger RNA, 4808 nt
Organism: Schistosoma rodhaini
Lineage: Eukaryota; Metazoa; Platyhelminthes; Trematoda; Strigeidida; Schistosomatidae
Source: the annotation of a GenBank genome assembly
GAAAAAGUGCUUUUUAUUCCUGCUUUAGUCUUUUCGAUGUUGUGCUAAAUUGGAUAUUAAAAGGCCUUGAGUCUUCUAGUCCUGGCCAUUUACACCUAAAAAUUUGGCGCUAAUAACGACGAUGAAGCGACAUGAUACAAUGAAGCAGGCACGGCGGAAGAUAUAUUUCCAGGGCUAUUUGUAUUAACAUGUUUCAAAAUUGACGGGGCGGAAACAGCGAAUGUUCUUAAUCUCCCAAUUACAGGAAGGUUUUGGAGUUUUCCCCGAAGUCUGGGGAAUUUCUACAAACCUGGGUAAAUUUUGGGGGUUCUGUGCCGUUUCAUCAAAAUUUUCUAUUGCGGCUUCCCCAAAAUGUCUUAAAAACGGACAAACUUUUCCCCAAAAUAGGGAGAUUAGGUUCACUAACUCUAAAAUACUAAACCGUCAUGUUCCUGGGACAUAUUCGUUAAGUUCCUCUUCAAAAACUUAUUAGCUUCAAUUACUUAUUUAGAGAACCUCGCGUUCAUUUCAGCCCAGUUUACCUCCUACUGUCUGCUCAGGUCUGAUGUUUGACAGAAGGUAUAUAGGUUGGUCACAAAUGGUUAGGUCUGAUGUACUAGUUAUUCACUCGGUAGUAAAAGUGUCUGAAUGACAAAGAUUAAUUCAACUUGGCCUACGCCAUUCCACUCCCAUUGCGGUUUCUCUAGUUAAGCUUCAGUCGUUUGCAAAAUGAGUUUGUUGUAAAUUAUUGCUAAACACAUCACAUAUCAGGACUGUCUGCAGUUUAGUGCCCACGUCGUUAAGUUGGUUUAAUGUAUAGUAAGUUAGAGUAUUUUCGAAAUGAUGCCAAGAGUCGGGCUUGGUAGUCAGGUCUUAGCUGGUUGAAGAGUAACCUACAUAUUAAUGUCCUCCAGUCACCUAAAGGAUUUCACCAUGCUAUUUUCUAUGUCCAUAAUUUGUGUACAACCACUCUGUCACAAAAGACCUACCCUUUUGGUUAGUUGUCUUGUACUCGACUCCAGAUAAUUGGAAGGCUUGAAUAGUUGAGUCGUCCUCGUAAGUAACCACUUCUCAACAUAUCGCAUCACUGCAUAUUGUUUAUCAAUCAACGUCCGUUUUAUCCAUUUUGCGAGUCGGAAUCGUUUCAUCAAUCACUUAAAUCCCCUACUACAUUCUCUGUAGCCUGCAUCUGUUUAAUCUAGCACGAUAUGAUGACUAAAGUAUGAAAAUCUGCCUGAUUUCCUCAGCUCUAUGUUUUCGCCCUAGUAGAACGUCGAAAGCAUAAUCUACCAAGUCGCUAUUUUGGUAUCCGUAUGUUCUAUACUACGUGGUUCAUCCUAGAUCUUGCUAUGUUUAGUGUUAGAAAACUUCUGUAUUUUUACAUCAGAGAUUUUAAAACAUCACUUAUUCCAAGAGAAACGUCCACUGUUUAGUCCUUCGUCUGUCGCUAUAAAUAUGUGUUGUCGCCAAAGGGCUAACUUUUUGUCUUUUUGGUUUAAAUAGAUCUUAUACAUAUUGGUUUGACUGAACUGGCAGUUUAGUUGUGUAUUUCGUCCCACGUAUGGAAGAUUGAAUUUUGAUUUUCUGUCGUCGAACAUUUUAAAAAGGAACCUCAAAAAUUAACAUUCUUUAAAUCCUCAGAUGAUAUAUAAUAUAGUUGAUUUUAUGUUUCUUAAAUUGAACUAUCGUAUAUUUAUUUUCGUUAUUUUGUCAUCUAAACAAGCAUUGGUAGAAGAAGGUACCAAGUGUAUAUACACCACACUUCGUCGUUUGAUUUGUGUGAGGGCUGGGAUACUGCCCUGGCGCCCAAACCGAGGCAGAUGAUUUUCUUGGGAACCACAGGCCGAGCCUUUAACCUAGAGGUCUAAUGCACAACAUAGUAGAACAACGUUAGGAGAUGCUGCCCCAUGGUAGCCAAUGACAAGCAAUAGGUUCAUACGCCGUUUGUUCCCUUAGGAUCCUGGAGCCUAUAUGCACCAUUAGUUUGUAACUAGGGUUUUCCAACUCUCCUGGUUGAAUCCUCCAUAUCCAUAUAUCGCAAAUAGGCUACAUAACUGGUAGCAUCUGAAAAAUAUUUUUCAUUUCGUAAUUUGGCUUUUAAAUUUUUCUAGAAAUCGCGUAGAGUAGUUUUGAUAGGAGAAUUGCGUAACUUCAUCUCAUGUUACACAAUACUGAUUGGUCAUCUCGCAAACAGUUUACCUGACAGCUCUAAUCUCAUCGACCAAUCAAAUGUAAGCAAAUCCCUUGUCUUAAGAUUGUUUGGCUACUACUGUUUAUUCAGUUAAGUUUAUUUUCUUAUGAACGUUUCGUCCCUUCAAACUUGGCAUUCAAACGCGGAUUUAAAUUCAGCUCUUCCAUUCCAGUCCAUCAUCAAUGUAGUUUAUCGUACGGAUUUGCCAGAUAACCAUAUUCGAAGUUCGGAUGAAAAUGAAAUGCUUUGCAAAGAUCAGUUUGUGUGCACUUCGUUAGUCCCAUUUAGUUAUCAUUUAAGUUUACUUUCAUUAAGCACACUACCAAAUGAAAAGAGAGUUCUUACUGAAGUCCCAACCGUAGUUGACUCCAGUCGUUUUGAAUCAAAAAAGGCAAGGUUAGAUAGUACAUCAUCGAAUUCUUUGCCGGAAUCCCGUGUUCUCCACAUCCGUGGCUUACCAUCCGAUGUGAAUGAGCUCGAAGUUUCAACGUUAGCUAUACCAUUUGGCUCAAUCGCCAAUAUGAUACUAACAAGAAAAAAUUGUCAAGCAUUAAUUGAAAUGGAUACUUUGGAGUCGGCAGAAUCUAUGUUUGGCUACUAUACAGUAAUAUGUUCUCCGAUUCUACGUGGAAAAUAUCCCCUAGAAGUUCAAUUUAGCAAAUAUUCUUCUCUCACUAACUCAAUGACUAAUAAUGCUGCUACAUCUGCUGUCGAAGAAGCUAAUAAACAAUUUGUAGCAUUUCGAUGCGAAAAUGAAGACUCUCCUAAAACUGUUUUGCAUAUUCACGUCGAAAAGUUACACGGUUCCAUGGAAAUCGGUUAUCUUCCAUUUUUUAUGGCUUUUAAACCAUUCGGACAAAUUCUACGUGUGAUAUCAUUCAAGAAAAACGACUCACGUCAUGCAUUUUUAGAAUACAGCAAUGCUAUUUCAGCUCAUGUUGCUAAAUUACAAAUGAAUGGUGUACCAUUAUUUCCUAUGGAGAGUAAUUUUAACAUUCUUCGUACUGAAUUUUCAAGGCAACAAACUUUAGAAAUUCAUCGAGAAGAUAAUAGUUGUAGAGAUUUUAUUCAAAAUCCAUGGAACGAAUCAGAUGAGUCAAAUCACAAUCACAUACUACCAAGUGUAGUAAAUGGGACCAAAAAUUUCCACGCUUUUCUUCCUUCCGUCAAAGGUGAAUUGGAUGCCUUCAGUGAAGAAAAAUUAUCAACUAUGGAUCCAGUAUUUUUAAGUGUCUUGGCUAAUCGACUCAUCAAACCGUUAUUGAAAGUAGCCGCAAGUAUAUCUGGUCCACAAGCUAAUUUAUUGAGAGCACAAGCAACAACACUAUCUAGUCUUACCUCUUUAAUAUCCGAAAAUAGAAAUCAUGAUUCAUUACCUUGGCCUUUGAUUCCUAAUCUACCGGCUAAAGAAACUUCUCAUCUUACAGGACAUUCAGUUCCCUUCUCACCAGUUGCCUUUGUAUCGAAUUUAAAUACUGAGAAAGUCAAUCCGGAUACAUUGUUCAUACUUUUUGGUGUUUACGGGGAUGUGCAACGUGUAAAAAUCCUGCACAACAAAAGAAGCACCGCUCUAGUUCAAUUCACAGAUGCUAAUCAAGCACUUCGAGCUGUGAAUUUCUUAAACGGUAUCCCAUUGUAUGGUAAAAUAAUACAUUGUGUUCUUUCAAAAAAUCCAACUGUUAAUAUGCCACACACUAAUCUACAAAAUCCUACAUCUGACGGUGAAAAUGAUAUAAAAACUACAUGUGAUUAUACUGGGCAUAAAUUGCAUAGAUUUAAACGUGUCAAUUCUCGUAAUCAUUUCAAUAUAUGCGCUCCAUCCAAAGUGCUACAUGUUACCAAUCUACCGGACUCAAUCGAUGACGACAGUUUAAAAAGUGUAUUUGAAAAUGGUACCGAUUGUCAUGUCACACGAAUUAAAUCUUUCAAAGCUGAUAAGAAAAUGGCUUUAAUAGAAUUUGCAAAUUUAGAAGAAGCUGUUUCAGCGUUAAUUGCAAUGCAUGAUUAUCCUAUAGAAGAGAAUAUGCAUAUUCGUGUCAGCUUCAGUAAAUCUGCUUUAUAAAAUGUAAUAUGAAGAAAACGUCAGAGGAAAAACGUUACUAGGAUGAAAAAAUUUCACAUAUAUAUCAUAAUUAAUCUGUUUUGUUUUAUAUGUAUGUGUUUUUUUAUCAUUACUUCAUUUCCUCUAACCGUUUAUUAUUAAUUCUAGUUGGUUUCUUACUUUGAAACAAUAUCUUGUUUAUUCCUUCAACUUACAUUGAACGGAUUCAUAAGUUUAGUUAAAAUAAAAACAAUAAUAAUAAAUGUAUUUUCGAUCAAUUAAUCCAGUGUUUGUUUUUCUAUUCUUGACACUGAAUACGUAGUAAUAUUUAGACCUACACAUUUUUCCUUAGAGAAUCAUUAUUGGUCGAAGCAUGGAAUAGAAUUUUCGCUUGCUCUUCUUAAUUAUAUUGAGUAAAGAAUAGUUUUUUUUUUAAAAAUGUAAAUAUGUGUUGGUAGAUUGAAUAGUAUAUCAUUAAUGCUGAAUGUAUUGUCUAAUAAGAGUCAGAUUCCGUUCUAGUUGCACGUAAAUGUCGAAUUCUUUUUAAUAAUGUGAACCAAGAAUAUUUAAAUCAGAAUAUUCAAUAAAAUGUUAUUU